CUAAAAGCCCCCCCUAAAAUGACCGUCUGUGUUUGCUGUCGAUCGCGGCGCUAGCUUGAAGCGGACGUGGAGGGCGUCCGAGAGGAGGUUCAGCUGCAUCGCAUCCAUCACUUCCAUCACUGUCUCGACUUCGUCUCCCGCUUCUGCAUUGAAGUUCAUUUUCCCUUUGGAUCACAGCGUUCAAGCGCACCGGCGUCGCUGUCCGAGUCGACACCCUCACAGCAGCGCUUCCGCAUCGCCAGCUCUCCGACCUAGGACGCGCGUGACAGGGAACGUCGAUCAUGCACAAACCCUGACACUCGAUAUCGCCUCGCUGAGUUCCGUCCUGCUUUGCAUUGUCUUCUACUUUGGAUGAUGGGCUGGGGGUUGAGGGCAGCGGAUAGACGCGGUUGUUAGCAUAACCAGCAGCUCGAGCAUGUUGAGUCUAAGAAAGAUUUCCAAGUCUAUACGCGAGUCCUGACCCACGUGAGAGUCUGAAAGUCGCUGCACGUCACAAGAUGCUCGAUUUUCAAUCGCACGAUGGCGCCGUGCGAAGGUUGGAACCGAAAUGGAACAAGCUGAUGAUAGCUGCCUCCGUGGCAAUCUCGUUCCUCGGGGCUUUUACUUCGACGCAGCUGAUGUGCCAUGCGAGGAUGUCGUUGCAUUUUUCAAGCGUUCUGAUUUGGUCUCUUGCUGGAAGUGUCAUAUUUGGAUUCUGCAGCAUCUGGAGCUUGCACGAGGUAGCCAUGCUUGCCUACGAGCUUGACCUUGAAAUCGGCGUCGAUGCUGGCUUGACGGUGUUGAGCAGCGUGCUCGCGGUCCUCUUCACCUUCAUUGCUUUGUCUCACGACUUGCUAUGGCUACGAUGGCAGACCAGGAACGAUAGGAUCCACAGGCAUCGAGAAAGACGCCACAAGUCGCAACAGUCUUCUCAUUCGAAUCCUGCACCGUCACGACAGCUGAGCGCCCAGAGCGCAACACCGCUGCUAAGGCCCGAAGACCGCGAUGAGGAUAUGGAGACUACAAUCGCUAAUUCUGCGGCCCUUGAUGAAGACUACUUCAGCCAUCGGGUCGAUAACACGGGGGCGCUCCAGGUGUAUCCGACAUUUCCAGGAUCCGGCCCUCCGACACCUUCGUUCGCUGUGACCCAACAAGAGUUGAUGGCCUCGGCGCAUGCGGCAUCUAGGAACUCGAUGGAGAGUUUCACAUCCGAGAGCAGCUCGAAGCCUCUCAAUGUAAACGGAAAUAUCCAACCCAGCUCUGGCAGAAGUUUCGUAAGCAGAGUAGCGGCAGAUGUGUUCUCCGACUCUCACACGCGCACCUCAAGCGACUGUUCGUCUUUCCGCCGUAGCUCAGCUGGAAACUUUAGUUCGGGCGGGCUGAGCAGUGCUCUGGGAAUGAUCGUUCAAGGCGAAAGAAGCACGCCGCACUCCAACGUCUUCGUUGGGACCGCAAUUCUCCUCUUUGAUGGCUUCACCAGGCGCAACAUUGGCAAAGGCUUUCUCUGGUCUCUCGCGAUCACGGGCAUGCAUUACUGCGGCAUGCUGUCUCUCAAAAUACCAGGAGACGGCUACAUCACCUUCAAUCUGUGGCUGGUGAUGCUCUCGGGCCUGAUCAGCUGGAUCGUCUGUACUGUCGGCGCCGUCCUCAUGGCUCACAUGGAAACGCAGUUCGGCCAGCAGAUCCUUUUCUCGGUGAUAGCAGCUGCGGGGGUCGCAGCGAUGCAUUGGACAGGCAUGUGGGCUACAACGGUUUGGUCUUUCGCUCCUCCCUCCGAGAAGUCAGGAUAUCCACCUGCUUUAGCCAGUGCCGUCGUUGCGAUUGCCUUCAUCACCUGCAUCGCGGCCAAUGUCCUUUUGGCCCACUCGGCAACAGUAUCACGCAACAAAUUAGCCGAAAUCGUGUGGACAAGGAAAGAGCUGUGGAAAACGAUUGCGUUGAAAGAAAACGCCGAGGCAGCGGCUAGAGCACGGAGUGACUUCAUUGCCUCCGCGUCACACGAAAUCAGGACACCCUUGCAUCACCUUCAAGGUUAUAGUGACCUCCUGGCGCAGACGGAUCUCACGCCUGAAGGUCGGGACCUGUUGACAGCAAUCCAGCGUGCCACGAAGACGCUUUCGCUGAUCACAAAUAACGUCCUAGACUGGUCCAAAUUCGAACGCGACGAAGGCGUUUAUCGACCAGUGGCCUUAGAAUUACGCUCGGUAUGCGAGUCUGUUGUUGUUCUACUACCCAACAUAGAGGAAGACUCUCACGUGGAGCUGUUUGUGGUUGUCAGUCCCGACGUUCCACACACUUUGUUUCUGGAUGAGACGUUCAUCCAUCGCAUUCUUAUGAACCUGCUAUCCAAUGCCUUGAAGUUUACCCGGAACGGCUACAUACUGCUGUCUCUCGAAAUGAACGACGACAACCUGAUAGCCACCGUCGAAGACACUGGUUGUGGACUUGAUCCAUCAUUUGUCCCUGAGAUGUGGACGCCUUUCAAACAAGGCGAGGUUCGCGGGUCCGCAAGAGGUACAGGGCUUGGUUUGUCAAUCAUCAAGCAGCUGCUCAAGCGUAUGAACGGACAAAUCGAGGUGCAAAGCCAUUACAUACAUUCCGAAGACGUCGGCCCAUCAAAAAGUGGGACAACCUUUACAGUGACCAUUCCUAUGACCUCUACAGUCUCACGACCGGCUUCUCCUCUGAGUACCGCGCAACAAAAGGUCGCCAUUCUGGUGAGGAAGCAAGACCGCGCCUUGGAUGGUUUGCAACAAUGCUGGCGCAAGUUUGGCUUUGAGCCUUGCCUGAUACAUAGCGUUGCGGAUCUAAGUCAUGAUCAUCAAUGGCAAUACGUGUGGACCGAUCUGGAGUUUCUGGAUCUAAACCCGGAUCAAUUCGAGGCUCUCAUGAAGAAGCCGGACCUCUUGAUUCUCGUCCCAUACGACACACAAGACUCCUUGGAGGGCUUGCCCGGCAUCCUAAGUGCGCCCAAUUUCAUCAUGCUACCCAAACCGCUGAUCUGGCAUACUUUUGAGAAAAGAAUCGUGAUGAAACAAAAACAGCGGCGAGAGGCUCUGCCCACCCAGGCACUUAGGUUUGCGACCGAGGUCGAAGUAUUGGACGACCCGAAAGUACCCUCCUUGCCACUUUUGCCCAAGGCAACUUAUACCGUACUUUUAGUGGAGGAUAACCUGAUAAACCAAAAACUUGGCGUACGCAUGCUCUCAAGCUUGUCCUUCGAUGUGCGGACUGCGUUGGACGGACAGGAAGCAAUCGACAUACUGAUUCACGACAAUGAGGCAAUGAAGGUUGCCCUUGUACUAAUGGAUCAGUCGAUGCCAAAGAAAGAUGGAGUCACUGCUACUCGAGAGAUAAGAGACCUUGAGGCGAAGGGCAAAAUCAAAAUGAGGAGACCGAUCAUCGCCGUUACUGCUGUCGUGAACUCAGAAAGUCAAGCCGUCUUCAAAGAGGCUGGAGCGGAUGACUUUUUGGCCAAGCCGUUGAGCCUGGAGAAGUUGAAAGAAACGCUUACAGAGUAUCUGCCUGGUUGAGCACAUCCCGAUCUUGAUAAGAUCUAGAUCGUCAGAACCGACGCGAAGGUCGUCGACUUGAAAAUGGACAAGGAAACCAAACCUGCUUUCCAUAGAAGUCCUUUCCGAUGGCUCAAUUAAGCCUUAAACGGAUGAUAUUUCGAAAAGGCCUCAUGUGGUUCAAGAUCACAGAAUGAGCUUGGCAUAUCACCACAGCAAUAUCUGGGACAAGAUCAAAAAAAAAAAACGUUCUGUCCUAAAAAAGAAAUUUCUGCCAGCCGCAUUGCCACACUUGCAAUUAGCCGCAUAUAUAAGGAGCGGUAGAAGCAACGCUUAGAUAUGAAUACACAUAGGAUACUAAGAUCCAAUAAACAUCUGUUGCGGAUACACUGCGUGUUUUCAUGCAUGACUGGAUGAAUGUUCUUCUCGGUUCCACUUUGGCACUUUUGCAAAAUAGACUGUGAUCGAUUGCAUAGCAAUGCACGGUCAUGAUGUCCUGUCAUAGCAAUAUUAUGGACUCGUAAAUCGUUUUCCUAACCUGCCCACCACACGGG
Molecule: messenger RNA, 4045 nt
Organism: Verruconis gallopava
Lineage: Eukaryota; Fungi; Ascomycota; Dothideomycetes; Venturiales; Sympoventuriaceae
Exons: 2
Coding region: 498-3512 (1004 amino acids)
Biological process (GO): phosphorelay signal transduction system; protein autophosphorylation
Molecular function (GO): phosphorelay sensor kinase activity; histidine phosphotransfer kinase activity
Source: RefSeq, a predicted model, not a curated record